CAUUCUUCAUUCUAAAUUGUUACUUCGUAAAAGGUGAAAAAAUUUGAUUUCAACAAGAGAGAAAAUUUUGAGCAAAAAAAUUCGUUGAACAAAGCUGUUUAAAGAAUUCCAAAUGUCGUCUGUUAACUACUGCGUAAUGACGUCACUGGUCAAGUCUUUGUGUGCGAUCAGAAAAUUUUACCCGCGAAUAAAAAAGUAAAAAAUUCAUAUUAUUUUCAAAAAAAUAUUUAAGAUUUUUAGAUGGACGUUUGUCGCUUAAUAAAAUGAUAGAAAAUAGUAUUUUUUUUUAAAUUUGAAAUUGAAAUUUUUAAGCUGAAAUUCCUAUCUUAGACUAUAUGGCAGCAUCGGAUUUUCUAAUCUCCAGAGGUACUAGUAGUUCCUAGGAGCAUCUGUUAUUCGUUUUCAAACACAAACACACGUUGGAACUGUUGGCUACAGUUUUUAUUUCAGGUCACGAAGUAUAAACAGACACAUCACUUUAAGAAUAAAGAUUGAGGAGUCGAAUUCGAUGAGUUAUAGACAGAUCGAAAAGCUGGCGAAGGAAAAGCCCAACAUCACUCGUCGUGACCGUGUGUCCGAGGAAAUUCUUAUUGAGGUUCAACACUCCCAGAAUCUCCAUUCAGACAGUCAUUUUAUAUCAACUGAUGAGACCACAGAUGAUUCUACUAUGGAAUCAGAAGUUGUACAAGAACCAACUGUCUCAAAAUGUGGCAGGAAACAUGGAAACCAAAAUUCAAAAGAAGAGCAAAAGGCAUUGCCUGUUAGCAAGAAAACAAAGGAGUCUGUUGACCACGCUUCAAACUCAACAUUUUCAAUUGACGAGCAAAUGUUCCAGCAGCAGCAGAAUCAACUGCUAGAGAAACAACAACAGCAGCAACAACAACUGCAGGAGCAGCAGCAACAACAACAACUGCAGGAGCAACAACAGCUUCAGAUACAAUUGCGAAAGCAGGAGAUACUACUGCAGCUAAAACAAUUGAGAGAGGGGGUGCAACAACUGCAGCAGGAGAAGCAGCAAAUCCAACAGAGAAUGGAGGAGCUGCAACAACAACUGCAGGAAGAACGACAGCAGCUGAAGCAGCUACGCCAACAACUGCAGCUUUCAAUUGCAUUGAGAAAAAUGAAAUAUAAAAAAUGUCACAAAUUGGAAAAAUUUGGGCGUAAUGCUUAAAUGUGUCUACUGAAAAAAAAUAGUUCAAAUCCCCGUUCAACAAUAUCAUCUUCUCCUCCAGGCAAAGUAUUUUUUUGGAAGUUGAAAUGGGAUAACCUAAAAAAAGUCUCGCUGUUCUCUUUGUCAAGUGGGAAAUAAUUUUCUUAAAUUGCUAAUGUCUUCAUUUAUCAAUGGUCUAUGCCCGUUCAAAAAUCCUUACCCAACCACUUUCUGUUAAUAUGUUUUCACGUGCCAUUUACCUCGAGUCACUCAAUGGAAGAACUUCGUCAGGCAAAUUGCCGGAAGUUGAUAAGGAAUAACCUAGAAAAAGCCUGUCUGUGAUUUGUAUCUUACGUGUACCAAAUUGAACAAAGAAAUUUCGAAUCUGUUUUUGUCCCAA
Daphnia pulicaria is the source of this 1550-nucleotide messenger RNA. Its product is annotated as alpha-protein kinase 1-like. The transcript is spliced from 2 exons. Bases 509 to 1171 code for a protein of 220 amino acids. The record is from RefSeq and is a predicted model, not a curated record. NCBI's taxonomy places the organism in Eukaryota, Metazoa, Arthropoda, Branchiopoda, Diplostraca, Daphniidae.